CUGUGACCGCGUUUGAGUUACAGUCAUCAGUCGAGAACCGGAGUUCGGUCUGAUUAGACCCACAGCACUCUGACAAAGUUUCUUGAACGGAAAAAUAGAAACACUUUCACCGCACGAGAUGCUGGGGGAAACGAUUCUCGUUUUCGCGGCGCUCAUUAUGUUUGUCAGUGCCACGGUAGUUGAUGACUGCGAUUCUAACAUCCCGAUCAAAGAUGCCGAUCAGAUCAGUAUAUCCGACUGCGAGAAGCCUGUGUGUCUACUAAAACAGGGAACGAUUGCCACUGUAGAAAUAAAACUUGUGCCUAACACAGAUAUUCAGAAAUUGACUAAUAACGUGACCGGGAUUGUUACUGAAAUACCUCUACCGUUCGUAGGAGUUGAUGGAACAAAUGCCUGUGAUAAUAUUUACAAUGCUGAUGGUAACAAAGUCGGUUGUCCCUUGAAAAAAGACCAACAAUAUGUAUACAGAAACAGUUUCCGUAUUCUGCCAAUAUAUCCCAGGAUUCAAUUAACCAUACGUUACGCAUUGCAAGAAGGAAGUGACAGAGUUGUGUGCUUCAAAGUACCAGCGAAAAUUACGAAAUAAAGUGCUACAUUUUGUUGAUUUCGGCAUAUUACGAUUAAAAGUCGUAGUGCGCAUAGUUAAUGUAACUCUAAGCUUAUAUAAUUUAAUUGGCUGAAAUUAUGUAGUACUAUGCAAAUAAUCCUUCCGAUACAGAAUAU
Mycetomoellerius zeteki is the source of this 723-nucleotide messenger RNA. Its product is annotated as ecdysteroid-regulated 16 kDa protein. The record is from RefSeq and is a predicted model, not a curated record. Bases 119 to 586 code for a protein of 155 amino acids. Gene Ontology annotation, biological process: sterol transport. The transcript is spliced from 3 exons. Gene Ontology annotation, molecular function: sterol binding. NCBI's taxonomy places the organism in Eukaryota, Metazoa, Arthropoda, Insecta, Hymenoptera, Formicidae.